Postia placenta MAD-698-R-SB12 is the source of this 831-nucleotide messenger RNA. RefSeq lists its product as hypothetical. The record is from RefSeq and is a predicted model, not a curated record. The coding region runs from base 1 to 831 and encodes 276 amino acids. The transcript is spliced from 6 exons. Lineage: Eukaryota; Fungi; Basidiomycota; Agaricomycetes; Polyporales; Adustoporiaceae.
AUGGAUCCUUCUAAACUUCCCUCCGAUGUUCUGGAUACGAAUGAGGCUGUUGUGCCCCGCGUAGCGUCAACACAUAUUCAAGAUCGGAGCCCCCCUGCACCGCUCGAGAAUACACCACAGCUUUCCAUCUCUAAGCGCCUCAUCAACCGCACGCCCUCUGCCGCAGCCGCCAUGAGGAUCCCUCGCGUCAAGCCUCAGUUACUUUCUCGGAACAUCAGGCAAGAUAGAAGUUUCCAUGAUCGCAAUCCGGAUAUAAGAGUGCCAAUGCCACGAAGAUAUGCUCUUACGCAGGCUCGGCUCGUCGUCGACGCGUCGGGCAGUCGACCGGAAGAUGUUCUACUCGGCUCCGACUUCCCGCGGAAUCACACAAUGGCUGCGCCUCGCAUGUACACUGCAGUGCCUCUCAGUGGCACACGAUACUCCAACUCGCCUCGCGGGAUCCUGAGGGUCCCGGGAGAGCGCGAUCCCCCAUCCUCGCUCGGCUUGUUAGGGCAAAUGAUGUCCCCUGGUCGUGCUGCACCCUGCUUGGAAGUUUUGGAGCUGAUCUCCCAACGUGCUAGGGAGCGGGCUGCAUCGCCCCCGGAGUUUACGCUGUACAGACGUUUUAACGUGUUUGGGACACGUACAGUCACAAAUAAGCAAGAUACUCCGUGGGCGCCGCAGACCACCCGAAUAUUCGGCCCAUUUCUCCUCGUACAUCGGCCUACUCGCUUCAAAAAUGCAGGUGUGCGAUCACAAGCCCGCCGCGCGGCACCAAUCUGUGAGGACGUGUUAUCUGUGGCUGCGGCGUUGUGGCAUGGCACUCUCGGGUUCGGUGGUUUCAUGCGGUAA